This is a messenger RNA of Aureobasidium musti, 2463 nucleotides long. NCBI's taxonomy places the organism in Eukaryota, Fungi, Ascomycota, Dothideomycetes, Dothideales, Saccotheciaceae. The record is from the annotation of a GenBank genome assembly.
AUGCCGACGCCAAAGUCGCCUUCACACGCAUCUUCGACUCCUCGUCCCGUACUCGCCCAUGUGCCCGCGAACCCGUCCGGUUUGCGCGUAUCGCAUACCCUCUCGUCGCCCGAGAACCCUUCGAUGAUUUUGGGCGCUGCAGACAGGACUCGAUCACCAGAGGCCAUUCCUGACGCAUAUAUCGCGCCCAAUGGCGAGCACUCAGAACCCACCGCUCGCACACGUCUUUUAGAACAGCAGAACUGGGAUCAAAGGCCCAAGUUCUUGCAACACUACGGCAGCACCUUCAGCACCGACUCGUACGACCAAAGAGAAGGCUUCGAGAGUGGCACCGUUACUCCUCACAGCCUACUCGAUGAAAAUGUCACCGAUGGUCUCCUCGCUUCUGCUUCUGGUAGUAAUAUGAGCACAACUCGAUGGCUGGCCAAGCAGCAUGGUGUCAAGAAUGAGCGGACCAUGUAUCUCCAAUACUAUCUUCCUGUGACCAAUUGGAUCCGCCAGUAUCAAUGGAAGUUCCUGCGUGGUGAUUUGAUUGCUGCCUUGACUAUGGCUUCUUUUUACAUCCCUAUGUCUUUGUCCUACGCCUCGAAUUUGGCUCAUCUACCACCUAUCAACGGUCUCUAUGCUUUCGUCUUCAAUCCCUUCAUAUAUGCCAUAUUCGGUACCGUACCGCAAUUGGUUGUUGGCCCCGAGGCUGCUGGUUCUCUUCUUACUGGUCAAGUUGUGCGUGAGAACAUCAGUUCUGGGAAGCACAGAGAUAACGACUUUGCAAGCAACACUCAAAUCGCUGGCAUGGUCACUGGAAUUUCUGGAGCCAUCAUUUUGCUUGCUGGUCUAUGCAGACUCGGCUUCCUCGACAGUGUUCUGAGCCGACCUUUUCUUCGAGGCUUCAUUAGUGCCAUUGGUGUUGUCAUUUUUGUUGACCAGCUCUUACCUGAGACCGGCAUGACUGCGCUUCUCGAACACGAUCCUAGCGGUGCUGCACACGGCAGUUCUCUGACAAAAAUUGUCUACCUUAUCAGGAAUGCCAACAAGGCACACAAAUUGACGUGCGCUGUAUCGUUUGGUGCCUUUGCGAUCGUCAUGGUCUUCAGGCAAUUGAAGAGAAGCUUGCAACCCCGAUAUCCCUCAGUGGCCUACUUUCCAGACCGUUUCUUGGUCGUAGUGUUCUCUGCCCUAUUCACCUGGAAGUUUUCAUGGGACAAACAAGGUCUCGAUAUCUUGGGUGACCUGAAGACUACAGGCAAGCCUUUCCAGGUACACUUUCCGUUCCAGCCAUCAAUGAUGGAGCAUGUCACCGAUGCAUUCUCCACAUCAUUCUUGAUUGCUCUGCUGGGCUUCUUCGAAAGCAGUGUCGCAGCCAAAAGUCUUGCGAAUAAUACGACCAAGGUUGAGAAGAAGGUCGACAAGGAUGGCAACGAGUACGAGGAGGCAGAUGGCAUUGUCAACAUGAACGUCUCUGCUAACCGCGAGUUGGUCGCAUUGGGUGUCGCAAAUAUCUUUGGAGGCUUGUUUAUGGGCAUUCCUGCCUUUGGUGGUUAUGGAAGAAGUUUGGUGAAUAAGAGCACUGGCGGCAAGACGCCGAUGAGCAGUGUCUUCUUAUCCCUGAUCACCGUGUUCUGCAUUCUGUUCCUACUGCCAUACUUUUACUACAUUCCCGUAAGUCCUAUUGCCGAACUCGAAUUAACGAGACAGCUCAAACUGACACAUGUAAACAGNAAAGGAGUACUCGCCGCCAUGAUCUCGGUGGUAGCUUACUCACUGAUCGAAGAAGCACCCCAUGACAUCCACUUCUUCUGGUCAAUCAAGGGCUGGAACGAGAUCUUGCUCAUGCUCCUGAUUUUCCUGACAACCUUUUUCUGGAACCUGCGCAUUGGCAUCGCCGUCGGUAUCGGCCUUUCCCUCCUACGUCUUCUCAAACACGCCACUCGUCCCCGAAUUCAGAUCCUUGGUCGUGUCCCCGGCUCCCGCAACCAUUUCGACAGCGCUGAACACGGUGGUCUAGAAUUCAUCCCUCACGUUCUUAUCGUCAAGAUCCCUGAACCUUUAACUUUUGCCAACACAGGAAGUCUCAAAGAUCGAUUGAGGAGACUAGAGGCUCACGGCACUGGUGCUGCUCAUCCUGCUCUACCGCGCGUGCGAAGCCAACAGCAAAAUCGCAAUGUGGUAUUCGAUGUUCAUGGCGUGACUUCCCUAGACCCGGCCGCUGCUCAAGUGCUCCUCGAGAUUGUGAGUGGGUACCGCGAACGUGGGACAAGGGUCUUCUUCUGCAGAGUACCCAGUCGCAGGUCUCAGGUGUGGAGGCUUAUGCUUGCGAGUGGCAUUGUCGAGGUUUGUGGUGGUGAAUCACAUUUCCUGAGGGGAGUUGAGCAGGCGCUUGAGAUGGCCGAUCAUGAGGAGAGAGCCGAUAGCUUGAGAGAAGAUGGUGGGAGUGUCGAAGAGGGCAGAGCAGCAACCACCUGA